AUGGAGGAUGGUGACAGGAGUGCACAGAGCGAAAGUGUUAUUAACCUCUGGAGUAUGGAGGAUGGUUACAGGAGUGCAGAGAACGAAAAUGUUCUGACCCCUGGAGUAUGGAGGAUGGUGACAGGAGUGCACAGAGCGAAAGUGUUCUUAACCCCUGGAGUAUGGAGGAUGGUGACAGGAGUACAGAGAGCGAAAAAGACACCAGUCCUCCUUUUACCCGGGUCGUUGGCCUCCACAGACACCAGUCCUCCUUUUACCCGGGCCGUUGGCCUCCAAAGACACCAGUCUUCCUUUUACCCGGGUCGUUGGCCUCCACAGACACCAGUCCUCAUUUUACCCGGGUCGUUGGCUUCCACAGACACCAGUCCUCCUUUUACCCGGGCUGUUGGCCUCCACAGACACCAGUCCUCCUUUUACCCGGGUCGUUGGCCUCCACAGACACCAGUCCUCCUUUUACCCGGGCCGUUGGCCUCCAAAGACACCAGUCUUCCUUUUACCCGGGUCGUUGGCCUCCACAGACACCAGUCCUCAUUUUACCCGGGUCGUUGGCCUCCACAGACACCAGUCCUCCUUUUACCCGGGCUGUUGGCCUCCACAGACACCAGUCCUCAUUUUACCCGGGUCGUUGGCCUCCACAGACACCAGUCCUCCUUUUACCCGGGUCGUUGGCCUCCACAGACACCAGUCCUCCUUCUACCCGGGCUGUUGGCCUCCACAGACACCAGUCCUCCUUUUACCCGGCCUGUUGGCCUCCACAGACACCAGUCCUCCUUUUACCCGGGCUGUUGGCCUCCACAGACACCAGUCCUCCUUUUACCCGGGCCGUUGGCCUCCACAGACACCAGUCCUCCUUUUACCUGGGCUGUUGACACCAGUCCUCCUUUUACCCGGGCUGUUGGCCUCCAGAGACACCAGUCCUCAUUUUACCCGGGUCGUUGGCCUCCACAGACACCAGUCCUCCUUCUACCCGGGCUGUUGGCCUCCACAGACACCAGUCUUCCUUUUACCCGGCCUGUUGGUCUCCACAGACACCAGUCCUCCUUUUACCCGGGCUGUUGGCCUCCACAGACACCAGUCCUCCUUUUACCCGGGCUGUUGACACCAGUCCUCCUUUUACCCGGGCUGUUGGCCUCCACAGACACCAGUCCUCCUUUUACCAGGGCUGUUGACACCAGUCCUCCUUUUACUCGGGCUGUUGACACCAGUCCUCCUUUUACCCGGGCUGUUGACACCAGUCCUCCUUUUACCCGGACCUUUUGUCUCUCUAAACACUUGUUCUGCUUUAACCCUGGCCGUUGUUCUCCCUAA
This is a messenger RNA of Ylistrum balloti, 1308 nucleotides long. Its product is annotated as mucin-17-like. The coding region runs from base 1 to 1308 and encodes 435 amino acids. The transcript is spliced from 2 exons. The record is from RefSeq and is a predicted model, not a curated record. NCBI's taxonomy places the organism in Eukaryota, Metazoa, Mollusca, Bivalvia, Pectinida, Pectinidae.